AUGACUGGUGAGACAUUUGGACACGAUUUUAAACAAAAGUAUUUCUCGUAUUUGAACCCGGGAGCAGUACCUGUCAACCAUGGUUCCUUUGGUGCUGCACCGGCUUGUGUCAUUGACAAACAGGAAUCGCUCUGUGAAGAAGUUGAAGAUUAUCCCGAUCAACUUAUGUUUGUAGAUUUGAAAUCCAAAUAUGUGGAUCAAUUGAAAAGUCUGGGCGAAUAUCUCAACAUUGAUUACCAUAACUUGGCGCUGGUUACCAAUACCACAGUGGGAGUUAACACCGUUUUGAGAUCUUUUCCUUGGGAUUUCAACAAGGACAAACUGCUCUUCCACUCCACCUCUUUCCAAUCAUGUCAAAAUACAGUAAGGUUUCUGAGCGAAUACUUCGGGUUGAGGUUCGACGUUGUUGAGCUCGCCUACCCAUUGGAAGACGCCGAAGUUGUGGCAAAAUUCGAGGCAAAACUCUCGACAGGGGAGUACAGAUUGUGCAUGUUUGACAUGAUUACCUCAAUGCCCGGGGUGAGACUUCCUUAUGAGCAGCUCACAAAACUGUGCCAAAAAUACAACGUCCUCUCGUUAUUGGAUGGAGCGCAUUCUGCUGGUCAAGUUGAUUUACGGUUUUUAGACGAAAUUCAGCCCGAUUUCAUGUCUGCUAACCUGCAUAAAUGGCUUUUCACUCCCAGAUCUUCAGGAAUAUUAUAUGUUAACCCCAAACAUCAUGCUGUAAUUCAAAGUUUACCGAUUUCAUCUCAGUUUACCGCAGAGAUUUGUCACCCGAUUGCAGAGCCAGUAAAUGAGCAACAAAGGAAUCAUAAUCGGGAAAUUCUGAUCAACAAAUUCUAUUUUACUGCCAGCGUAUCCUAUUACCAAUACUUUUGCGUCAAGACAGCCAUUGAGUUUCGCCGCGUUAUUUGCGGCGGAGAAAAGAAGAUUCAUGAAUAUCAAUCCGAAUUAAGAAAAGAUGCCAUUGAUGCAGUUAUAGACAUUUUUGGUCCCGGCGCCAAGCUUAUGGAAAAUUCGACUAAAACGCUGGCUAUUCCUGGAAUGUUUAACGUGUCAUUACCUUUAAGACCAGAAUUUAAGCCAGUCUUGAGCAAGGCAUUGUCAAAUUAUGAUUAUUCCUGCAAGCUGAAGGCCAAAUGCGAGAAGAUUGCCAUCACAGAGAAAAAGUUCGCCCCGGUUGCCUUUCACAAUGAUAAACUAUGGGUGAGAUUUAGUGUCCAGAUUUACAAUGAGCUCGAAGACUAUAAGCUGGUCGCUCAGCGUAUCAAAGAAGCUGUGGAAACUGCUUUCUGGAAUGAGUAUAACAUUCUGUGA
Lachancea mirantina is the source of this 1317-nucleotide messenger RNA. The record is from the annotation of a GenBank genome assembly. NCBI's taxonomy places the organism in Eukaryota, Fungi, Ascomycota, Saccharomycetes, Saccharomycetales, Saccharomycetaceae.